Schistocerca serialis cubense is the source of this 648-nucleotide messenger RNA. Its product is annotated as proline-rich protein 2-like. NCBI's taxonomy places the organism in Eukaryota, Metazoa, Arthropoda, Insecta, Orthoptera, Acrididae. Bases 1 to 648 code for a protein of 215 amino acids. The record is from RefSeq and is a predicted model, not a curated record. The transcript is spliced from 3 exons.
AUGGAUAUUCAUGUUCUUCAAAGCCAGCCCGCCCAGAAGGUCGCGUUUAAAGACUCUUCCACGGUUCGUGUGGAUUUGGUCCGCGGCGGGUUCCAGCCGCGCCUUCCGACUUCGCUGCCGCCCCCAGGGCAGCAGCAGCAGCCGUCGCCGCUACCACGCCGACAGCCCGUCCCGUUGAUGCCUCCCGCGCAGCUUCAUCCGGGAGCGCCCCAGGUGGUCGCUCCGGCGCCUGCGGUCCCUCUUCAGUCGCCACCGCCUUCGGAGCUGAUGGACGUCGACCCCUCAGCCGGGCCGCCUUCCCAAGCGGUGGCUGUGCAGCCUGUCCUGCAGCCGCUUUCCUUGGGCACCCCCAAGGAGUCUGACACCGCAGCGCCUUGUCCGGCGCCCACUCAGCAGCCGUCGACGCAGCGUCAGGAGACGCUGCCUCUCUUCGUGGGUCCCGACGCCCCGUCGCGUCCAGUCGAUGAAGACAUACAAGUGGCGUUAGCGGCAUUCCCCGUCACAGCUGCGCGGGUGGCCGCCGCGAUGGCCGCAGAUCCGCUCCUGCAAGUGGUGCACCGCUAUGUCCUCUGUGACUGGGCAGCACUUCCACCGCCUCACGCCCAGGCUGGUGGCCACCGACAGGGUGCUCCUCCGUGUGGAACGUGA